Molecule: messenger RNA, 3616 nt
Organism: Sciurus carolinensis (gray squirrel)
Lineage: Eukaryota; Metazoa; Chordata; Mammalia; Rodentia; Sciuridae
Gene: Bhlhe41
Product: basic helix-loop-helix family member e41
Exons: 5
Coding region: 1300-2664 (454 amino acids)
Biological process (GO): regulation of neurogenesis; regulation of transcription by RNA polymerase II; circadian regulation of gene expression
Cellular component (GO): nucleus
Molecular function (GO): RNA polymerase II cis-regulatory region sequence-specific DNA binding; DNA-binding transcription factor activity, RNA polymerase II-specific; protein dimerization activity
Source: RefSeq, a predicted model, not a curated record
ACACUACCGGCGUGGCUUAUCGCACGGGGGAAUGGGGGCUCGAAGAAAGAACGUUAGCGUCACCGGAGGCGCAGAGGGCGGCGUAGUUUAACCAGAGUGAUAAAUGCUGCAUUGCUUUUCUGUGGCAGCCCCUCUCGUGCCACCCCCUCCGCCCUCCCUACCCCACCCCCGCUCGCUCCCAGCCGCGUUCCUCCGCAAGCACAAGAGGCCCCAAACGUCGUCAUCUGCUGCUGUGAUUAGUGGCACCGCAAUUCCGGCUGCUGCGGGAAGUUUAGGUGGCCCAGGGACAGUGUGUCGCCGAAGACUCUAGGAUUGCGACAUUCUGACCAAUAACUACAUUUUCAUUUAUCCUAAAUUCUUCGGGGAGCGGAUUUCAAGUUGCCCUUUUUGGGGGCAGCCUCCAACCAGCGCCAAGGGUUCCCCCGGGCCACUGAGCGGUGAGCAAACAAGUCUCCAAAAUUUCCUUCGGAACUGAAGUUUACCCACCGCGUAUUCUCUCUUGCCAUUCUCUAGUCCAAACCAACGGCACAAUCGGUAGAAAAGCAAAAAGCCACGUUCACGUUUCUGCACCGUAAUGACGACCGCGGCGGGAGUCGCGUUUCCCGAGCCAAGGAAGCCCCGGCUGCCCCGCACCCCGUCCCCCUCCCCCCUCAGACUGCAUCGCCUUUGGGAAGAUGAAUAGCUUGGCCGAAGUUGUUUUUCCUUUCCGGUGGCCCUGAUCAGGUGUCCCCGCCCCCUCCCGCCGCCGCUCGCCUUCUCCUGACGCCCCCUCCUGGCCCGGCCCCUCCUCCCCCGCCCCCCUCCGGGCUGGACCGCGGAUGGUACGUUCCGCACGUGAGCUGGGUGCUGGUCUGGCCGGCGACGCGCGUGCCCUGUGGCCAAACACUGCCCGGAGUGAGAGCAAACUACCAUCGCAGUGGGGCCGGCGCGAGUGUGUGUGUGCGUGUGUGCCAGAGAGCAAGCGAGCGCGGGGGGGUGGGGGGACCAACUGCUUCACACUUUCGACACUGCACUGAAGAGGGAGAGCGAGAGAGAGAGAGACUGGAGACGCACCGAUCCCCCCAAGAUCUCCCAAGGCUACCGUCCCACAGAUUAUAGAACAGAGCCCCCAAAAUCGAAAGAGAAGAAACAGCGAUUGAACAUGGACGAAGGAAUUCCUCAUUUGCAAGAGAGACAGUUACUGGAACAUAGAGAUUUUAUAGGAAAGUGGUGUGGAGCGGAUGAGGGCAGAACCCCUCCCGGAAUGGGGGUGCCUGAUGCUGAUUUCUGUUUUGCAGACUGGACUAUUCUUCUUUGUAUAUGUGUAAACCCAAAAGGAGCAUGAAGCGAGACGACAGCAAGGAUACCUACAAAUUACCGCACAGAUUAAUAGAAAAGAAGAGAAGAGACCGAAUUAAUGAAUGCAUUGCUCAGCUGAAAGAUUUACUGCCUGAACAUCUGAAAUUGACAACACUAGGGCAUCUGGAGAAAGCGGUAGUCUUGGAAUUAACUUUGAAACACUUAAAAGCUUUAACAGCCUUAACCGAGCAGCAGCAUCAGAAGAUAAUUGCUUUACAGAAUGGGGAGCGAUCUCUGAAAUCGCCCAUUCAGUCCGACUUGGAUGCGUUCCAUUCGGGAUUUCAAACAUGCGCCAAAGAAGUCUUGCAAUACCUCUCCCGGUUUGAGAGCUGGACACCCAGGGAGCCGCGGUGUGUCCAGCUAAUCAACCACUUGCACGCUGUGGCCACCCAGUUUUUGCCUACCCCCCAGAUGUUGACUCAACAGGUCCCUCUGAGCAAAGGCACUGGCGCUCCCUCCGCCCCCGCCCCCACGGGGUCCGCGGCCGCCCCCUGCCUGGAGCGCGCAGGGCAGAAGCUCGAGCCCCUCGCCCACUGCGUGCCGGUCAUCCAGCGGACUCAGCCCAGCGCCGAGCUCGCCGCGGAGAACGACACGGACACUGACAGCGGCUACGGCGGCGAGGCCGAGGCCCGGCCAGACCGCGAGAAGGGCAAAGGCGCAGGGGCGAGCCGCGUCACCAUCAAGCAGGAGCCACCCGGGGAGGACUCGCCGGCGCCCAAGAGGAUGAAGCUGGAUUCCCGUGGCGGCGGCGGCCCGGGGGGCGGCGCGGCGGCGGCGGCGGCAGCACUCCUGGGGCCAGACCCGGCCGCCGCGGCCGCGCUGCUGAGACCCGACGCCGCCCUGCUCAGCUCGCUGGUGGCGUUCGGCGGAGGCGGGGGUGCGCCCUUCGCGCAGCCCGCCGCAGCGGCCCCCUUCUGCCUGCCUUUCUACUUCCUUUCGCCUUCCGCGGCCGCUGCCUACGUGCAACCUUUCCUGGACAAGAGUGGCCUGGAGAAGUAUCUGUACCCCGCGGCGGCCGCCGCCCCGUUCCCACUGUUGUACCCCGGCAUCCCCGCCCCAGCCGCCGCCGCCGCCGCCGCCGCUGCCGCCGCCGCAGCCGCCGCCUUCCCCUGCCUGUCCUCCGUGUUGUCGCCCCCUCCCGAGAAGGCGGGCGCGGCUGCCGCCGCCGCGACCCUCCUGUCGCAAGAGGUGGCGCCCCCUGGGGCGCUGCAUCCCCCGCAUCCUCACGGUCGCACCCACCUGCCCUUCGCCGGCCCCCGCGAGCCGGGGAACCCGGAGAGCUCUGCUCAGGAAGAUCCCUCGCAGCCAGGAAAGGAAGCCCCCUGAGUCCUUGCGCCUGCCCUUAGAAAGGAUUGAGGUUUAAGCGGAAUAAUAAUACAAAACACCCUUAACGUUUUUAAGGAAGGAAGCGUAAUAGAUGCACGACAGGCUUAAGGGGGGAAAAACAGGUGUUUUGUGUACAUUUGGAGUUCUUGUUUUGCUCAUUUCUCACCACCCCACCCUCCGCACACUAAUACCCGCCCCCACCACCCACAACAGCUGUAAAAGAUCCUCUGCGAUAGCUAUUGGUUCUUUUUUUCUUUAAAUAGUCCCCCUGAUAAGUUUUGCCUCAUUUUAGGCCAUGUUCCAUUAUCUUUUAAGAUGUGCAACCUAAUUCUAAAGGAAAUAAGAAGGGUCUUCUCUGUGGGUGAGCUCAUUGAACCAGAGAGGGGAGAAGGUGCCAAGUUCACUACUGACUGGAGUUGAUAGGGGACAGCAAGUAGUUGUUACAUAGAGCCAGUUUCAGAGCUGCUCUGCCUGUUUUAGGAUGCGAUCCACAAACACAUUGAGGAUCUUUUUAAAUUCAGCUUUUUGAAAGGCAUAUAUUUUUUCAAAGAAGUGAGGAUGCAGUUACCCACAUUGCGACCUAUUCUGAAAUGGUUAAAUGGUAUCUUUUACUAACUUGUACAUGUUUUAAGAGACACGGAGUUGGGCCAUUGUCAGCACCAAGUCAGGGAAGAUGGAUGAGGAAGCCCAGAACCAUUAUUACCAUCUUGUGCUCGCACUUUAUUGAGAAAUUGACCAUGAAUCAGUCAGUUCAUCUUACUUCUUAUUUCUCACACACACAAAUAUAUGUUACAUAUGUUACGUAUAUGUUACAUAUAUAUAUAUCUGAAGUGCAUCUAUUCUCAUUUAAUCCAUCUUGUUUCUAAAUUUUUGUAAUCUUACUGUAAAAAAAAAAGUGCACGAACUUUAAAAAGAAAACCAGUCAAACUGAUUUACCCUAUAUUCUUGUUAG